GCGCACUGGCCGCUCUUCCAAAUAAAAAUGGCAGCCUGUGUCCUUAGACAGGGACUAUUUUGCACCGUUGGUAAAUACAGUAAAAAGCAUGGUAUACGGAUAGCAAAUGUGGAUUUUAACAGUAGACAUCAAGCUAACAGAGGACGUGCUCAGUGCUUAAGUUGUUGUUGUGUAUUCAAUGCAGUACAGCAGAAGCGCUUCAUGUCCUCUCGUAACAAACCUGAUGGGAAGUUUCUGGAGACCGUAGGAGUAUUUGAGGCAACAAAACAGCAUGGCAGUUAUGAGAUAGGGCAGUUGUUCCUACACAGUGUCUUUGGCUACAGAGGUAUUGUUCUCUUCCCCUGGCAUGCUCGCCUGUAUGACAGAGAUGUCAUUCCUACGACUACAGAUAGCAAAUCUGAAACCUCCGGAAAUCAUGCGUCUAAGGAGGUGAAAGGCCAAACCCACACGUAUUAUCAAGUCUUGAUAGACACCAGAGACUGUCCACAUAUAUCUCAGAGGUCACAAACAGAAGCUGUCACGUUUUUGGGCAACCACGAUGACAGCAGGGCCCUCUAUGCUAUUCCAGGUCUCGACUAUGUAAGCCAUGAAGACAUUUUGCCAUAUAACUCAACAGAUCAGAUGCCUAUUCAGCAUGAACUGUUUGAUAGAUUUCUUUUAUACAAACCAUCAAAAGGUCCAUCAUUUGUGCCGAGAGAUGCUCUCCGUGCAUGGCAGGAGAAAAACCAUCAGUGGCUUGAAUUGUCUGGUGUUCACCGUGAGACCACAGAAAACAUUCGAGUCACGGUUAUCCCAUUUCACAUGGGUAUGCGGGAGGCCCAGAAUUCCCAAGUGUACUGGUGGCGUUACAGCAUUCGUCUGGAGAACCUUGGAAAUGAGGUGGUACAAUUGAGAGAAAGACACUGGAGGAUCUUCAGUCUGUCUGGUACCUUAGAGACCGUCAGAGGAAGAGGAGUCGUGGGACGGGAGCCGGUGUUAUCAAAAGAACAGGCAGCUUUUCAGUAUAGCAGUCAUGUCUCUUUGCAGUCUCCAAGUGGACACAUGUGGGGCUCUUACCGGCUUGAGAGGCCAGGCGGUACCUUCUUCGACGUGCGCAUCCCACCCUUUUCUCUUGAGAGCAAAAAGGAUGAUACUCCUAACAAUUUUCUGCCCGGUCCUUUUACCUCACUUUCUUAGGAUCUCAGUCCUAUUGAUCCUGCUCAUUACUGUGUUCAGCAUUCAGUUUAAGUCAUGUUAGUUAAAAAUUUUAUCUGAUACUCCAAUCUGAAGUAUUUCAGAAGAGGAGGGGUGCUGAUCUAUUUUAAUAACUACAAAUAGGGUUUUAUAAUAUUUAAAUAUUUAUUAUAAAUUAAGUAUUAAUAUAUUUUUACAGGGCUUGGUGUACUCUUUUUCUCUCCUCCAAAAUAAGUAAAUAAGAAACUUGGGAACUCAUAAACGUUUAUGAAUGCUGCUUUACAGCUCUCAGUCAUUGUGUUCACGCCACAUGGACCCCAUUUUAAUAUAUAGCCUAUCACUUCUGUGUUUUAAGAGCCUGAAAUAUAAUGCUACACAUUGACUGACUUUGGCUCUCAGAGAGUGGUAGGCCUAUUAUCAAGAUGAUGAAUGGAUUUUCAAAAUGUGACUUGUCGCCACCUACUGGCUGUUUUAACUUCAGUUACAAGUUAAAAGUAUUUUUUACAGUAGGCCUAUUUGAAUAUAUUUAUAUUUUUAUAUGUAAAGCUUCAAUCUCAUGA
This is a messenger RNA of Misgurnus anguillicaudatus (oriental weatherfish), 1733 nucleotides long. Its product is annotated as polymerase delta-interacting protein 2. Gene Ontology annotation, biological process: error-free translesion synthesis. Lineage: Eukaryota; Metazoa; Chordata; Actinopteri; Cypriniformes; Cobitidae. Gene Ontology annotation, molecular function: DNA binding. Gene Ontology annotation, cellular component: mitochondrial nucleoid; nucleus. The record is from RefSeq and is a predicted model, not a curated record.